AACUGCUUUUGCAAUGGAUGUUCGGUGGCAGGGUCACGAUGAAGAAGCUGUUGUGGAUAUGGGCAAAAUCAGCUCUACUAUCAACACAAACUUUGAAAAGGAAGAACUAGAGAGCCACAGAGCUGUCUAUAUCGGCGUUCACGUGCCCCUUGGCAAGCAGGGCCGUCGUCGGCACAGGCAUCGUGGGCACAGGCACCACAGGAGAAAAAAAGAAAAAGAAACUGACAGAGAGGAUGGUCGAGAAUCUCCGUCUUACGACACACCAUCCCAACGAGUGCAGUUUAUCCUGGGUACUGAAGAUGAUGAUGAACAUAUUCCCCAUGAUCUCUUUACUGAAAUGGAUGAACUUUGCUUCAGAGAUGGAGAAGAAUAUGAAUGGAAAGAAACUGCUAGAUGGCUAAAAUUUGAAGAGGAUGUUGAAGAUGGUGGCGAUCGAUGGAGCAAGCCUUACGUAGCAACUCUGUCUCUGCACAGCCUCUUUGAGCUGCGAAGCUGUAUUCUUAAUGGCACGGUCAUGUUGGACAUGAGAGCAAACACACUAGAUGAGAUAGCAGAUAUGGUUUUGGACAACAUGAUUGCCUCUGGCCAACUGGAUGAAUCCAUAAGAGAGAAUGUAAGAGAAGCUCUUCUCAAAAGACACCAUCACCAGAAUGAGAAAAAAUUCAGCAAUCGGAUCCCCCUCGUUCGAUCUUUUGCAGAUAUAGGCAAGAAACAUUCUGACCCUCACUUGCUUGAACGAAACGGGGAAGGCCUCUCAGCCUCCCGCCACUCUUUGCGAACAGGUCUCUCUGCCUCAAAUAUUUCCCUGAGAGGAGAAAACCGUUUGUCUCUUCUUCUCAAUUACCUUCUUCCUUCUUCGAGAGCUGGGACCCCGGCAGCCUCCAGGUGCACAACCCCCGUUCCUACCCCUCAAAACACACCACCCGCCAGCCCUACCCUCCGCCACCCGCCAAGCUCGAGCGCCCAGCCCGGCCCGCCUCAGGGCGAGGAGCUGCUGGUGCCCUCCGCCAGUGACGAUAUUCCUUCAGUAAUAAUCCACCCACCCGAGGAGGACUUAGAAGUGCAGGAAGAGAAGACAGAGGAGAAUAUUGACAAAACACCAGGACUCCUAGCAUCUCCACAGUCAGCACCUGGAAAUCUAGACACUGGGAAAUGUGGAGAUGCUAAAGGUACUGGAACAGGAGGAAGCAGAGAAAACAGCACCGUUGAUUUUAGUAAGGUUGAUAUGAACUUCAUGAGGAAAAUUCCUUCAGGAGCAGAAGCAUCAAAUGUGUUAGUGGGAGAAGUAGAUUUUUUAGAAAGACCUAUUAUUGCAUUUGUGAGGCUCUCCCCUGCUGUCCUUCUCUCAGGUCUCACAGAGGUUCCAGUUCCUACACGAUUUUUGUUUUUGUUGCUGGGACCAGCAGGCAAAGCACCACAGUACCAUGAAAUUGGAAGAUCAAUAGCUACGCUUAUGACAGAUGAUGUUUUCCAUGAUGUUGCUUACAAAGCUAAAGACCGAAACGAUUUAUUAUCAGGAAUUGAUGAGUUUUUAGACCAAGUGACAGUCUUGCCACCAGGAGAAUGGGAUCCAUCUAUACGAAUUGAGCCGCCAAAGAGUGUUCCUUCCCAGGAGAAAAGGAAGAUCCCUAAGUUUCCAAAUGGAUCUACUCCUACAGGAGAGACUCUCAAAGAAGAAGGCCAUCAUGCUGGACCUGAGCUUGAGAGAACUGGAAGGCUUUUUGGUGGUUUGAUACUUGACAUCAAAAGGAAAGCACCUUUUUUCUUGAGUGACUUCAAGGAUGCAUUAAGCCUGCAGUGCCUGGCCUCGAUUCUUUUCCUAUACUGUGCCUGUAUGUCUCCUGUAAUCACUUUUGGAGGGCUCCUGGGAGAAGCUACACAAGGCAGAAUAAGUGCAAUAGAGUCUCUCUUUGGAGCCUCGUUAACUGGGAUUGCCUAUUCUCUCUUUGCUGGGCAACCUCUUACUAUUUUGGGGAGCACCGGACCAGUUCUAGUAUUUGAAAAAAUAUUAUUUAAAUUUUGCAGAGACUAUAAGCUUUCCUACCUCUCCCUACGAACUAGCAUUGGUCUGUGGACAGCAUUUUUAUGCAUAGUACUUGUAGCAACAGACGCCAGCAGCCUUGUGUGUUACAUCACUCGCUUUACUGAGGAAGCUUUUGCAGCACUUAUAUGCAUCAUAUUUAUUUAUGAGGCAUUGGAAAAGCUUUUUCAUUUGGGAGAGCUGUAUGCCUUCAAUAUGCACAGUGAUUUGGAUAAACUGACUUUGUAUUCGUGCGUAUGUUCUAAGCCUCAGAAUCCUAGCAAUGAAACUUUACAGAUUUGGGGAAAGAAGAAUAAGUCUGUGGAAACUAUUGCGUGGAGUAACCUUACAGUGUCUGAAUGUUUAGAAUUUCAUGGUGUCUUUCGUGGAUCAGCUUGUGGUCAUCAUGGACCAUAUAUUCCAGAUGUUCUCUUCUGGUCUGUCAUAUUAUUCUUUACAACAUUUUUCCUCUCCUCUUUUCUUAAGCAGUUCAAGACCAAACGCUAUUUCCCAACUAAGGUGCGCUCGACCAUCAGUGACUUUGCAGUAUUUCUGACAAUAGUAAUCAUGGUUUUGAUUGACUAUCUUGUAGGAGUACCUUCUCCUAAGCUUCAUGUUCCAGAGAAAUUCGAACCAACUCGGAAAGACCGAGGAUGGUUCAUAGAUCCUCUUGGAGACAAUCCUUGGUGGACACUCUUGAUAGCUGCUAUUCCUGCUUUGCUUUGUACCAUUCUCAUUUUCAUGGAUCAGCAAAUUACAGCUGUUAUUAUAAACAGAAAAGAGCAUAAACUGAAGAAAGGCUGUGGUUAUCAUCUUGAUCUGCUCAUGGUUGGUGUUAUGUUGGGUAUAUGUUCUGUCAUGGGCUUACCAUGGUUUGUCGCUGCAACUGUCCUGUCCAUAAGUCAUGUUAACAGCCUGAAAGUAGAGUCGGAAUGUUCUGCCCCAGGAGAACAGCCGAAGUUUUUGGGAAUCCGUGAGCAGCGAGUGACAGGAUUGAUGAUUUUUGUUCUGAUGGGACUGUCAGUGUUCAUGACCUCUGUGUUAAAGUUUAUUCCGAUGCCUGUUUUGUAUGGUGUCUUUCUUUACAUGGGAGUAUCUUCAUUGAAAGGCAUUCAGUUCUUCGACCGUAUAAAGCUGUUUGGAAUGCCUGCCAAACAUCAACCUGACCUGAUAUAUCUACGCUACGUGCCACUCUGGAAGGUCCACAUCUUUACAGUCAUUCAGCUCACUUGUCUAGUUUUGUUGUGGGUGAUCAAAGCCUCUGCAGCUGCUGUUGUUUUCCCUAUGAUGGUUCUAGCAUUAGUGUUCAUUCGCAAGCUCAUGGAUUUAUGCUUCACCAAGAGAGAGCUUAGCUGGCUUGAUGAUCUCAUGCCAGAAAGUAAAAAGAAGAAAGAAGAUGACAAAAAGAAAAAGGAAAAAGCAGAAGCAGAGAGAAUGCUUCAGACAGGGGAUAGUGAAAGUGUACAUCUUCGGUAUGAAGAAGCAAAUGUCUUGGAUUUUCCUGUAAAAACCCUAAAAUACAGCGUUGAUCCUUCAGUUGUAAACAUAUCAGACGAAAUGGCCAAAACUGCACAAUGGAAGGCUCUUGCCAUGAGUACUGAGAAUGCCAAAGUAACCAGAGCUAACCUGAGCUCUGAGAAGCCAGAAAGUGUGAAAAUAAACAUGGAAGAUGCACCUGUGGUGAAAUACGUGGAUGCUGAAACAUCGUUAUAGAACUGAAGCAAGGGGAAUUUUGUGUAUUUGUGUGCGUGUAUAUGUGUGUAUAUAUAUAUUAUCACUGUAGGAUAUCAUACCUUUGAAGUGUGAUUUCCAAGUUUAAGGAGUAACAUAUAUUUAAUUCUGCCAUUGUUUAGGGCACUGUAGAUAUGCUUGCAUACCAAGAAGAUUUUCCUACAAAUAAGAUGAGUGGUAAUCACACUUCAGAUAUUUAUUUUAUUGGAAAUUUUAUUUUCAUUUUUAAAUAGGAAGUUAUUCUUUUCAAUAAUCAUUAUGUGCGUAAAUCAGCUUUUGCUGAUGAUUGCUGGUCCAUGUUGCUUUGAAUUUUGCAAUACCUCUGUGUUUAUAAUGUGUGUUACAGAAGUUUAUUUUCCAUGCAGACAGUUACUGCGUGUUUUUUGCAGGGUAAGCACGUUUUUUGUGAUUUCGUAGAAUGAAUAUUAAUGUGCUGUUAACAUGAACUACUGUGUUUUAUGUCUCCACUACAUGCUAAUAUUUUUUUGAUUCUGUCACUCCUGGCCUAGAGCUCUUAAGUUGAGUGAUUAAUCCUUAGAAUAUGUACAAGUAUCCUGAUGUUCUGAAACUUUUUUUCUGUCUUAAUCCACCCUUGAUUUUAAAUAUCCUGCUCUGUUAUCUAUUUUUUUUUCUUAAUCCACUAUUGAUUCCUCUCCCCUGCCCCGAUUUAUCACCCAAUAGUAGUAUGGUUGCAGUAACUGUAGUUAAAGCCCCAAGUCAGUAUUUGCUGUUCUGCAAACUACAUACUUAAAAAACAUAAAUUGAUGAAUUGGAUUUAAAGACAGAAAUUCAGCAUAUAGGAAUUUACACAUACUUACUACGCUAAUAGUCUUGAAUUCUUUCCUUCCUGUUUUUAUUUAUAUUUUUCCACUGACUUUAAAAGUUUGAUUUGGUCAACUGCAAGUCUGAAACUUCAGAGUAUUUCAUUUCCUCAAGAUACCUUUCUUGCUUUAUUCGUUUUUAAGCUUACUGUGUAUUUCAUUAAAAUGAGCUGUAGUUGGUUAUAAUUCUGUAAUAGGCUUAUGACCA
Molecule: messenger RNA, 4780 nt
Organism: Nothoprocta perdicaria
Lineage: Eukaryota; Metazoa; Chordata; Aves; Tinamiformes; Tinamidae
Gene: SLC4A7
Product: solute carrier family 4 member 7
Exons: 26
Coding region: 14-3733 (1239 amino acids)
Biological process (GO): transmembrane transport; monoatomic anion transport; bicarbonate transport
Cellular component (GO): apical plasma membrane; plasma membrane; basolateral plasma membrane
Molecular function (GO): sodium:bicarbonate symporter activity; solute:inorganic anion antiporter activity; monoatomic anion transmembrane transporter activity
Source: RefSeq, a predicted model, not a curated record